UUGGUUACAAAUAAAUGAAAACACGGAUUAUUUUCUAUAAUCAGUAACCCUUCGAUCCGAAAUUUGGCCACACGAGAUCCCUCGACAAUAAAGAUUAGCAUCGGAUUCAACGGGGCAGUCCGAUCACUGGCAGCAGCAGCGGCUGCUAGUGGCCGUGGAGGCACGUCACAGCUCUCGUCUCCAACCGAUGCGCCUUUUGUCCCCAGUUGUCGCAGGUUUCAUCGACACUCCGUUUGUCUCCACCCCCAACCCGUCACUGUAAGAACAAAGAAGAAAGAGAAACAGCCAAGACACUGGAAUCGUAUUUAUACGCACUCCACAUAUUUGUUCGGUCAUCCAUUGCAAGCAGCAGCAGCAGCAAGAAAUAAGCAAACGGUGGAGAGUGGCCGAGAGAGGAGAGACAAUGCCGGUGGAGAGCAUGAUCGUGGUGAAGUCCGAGUUGAGCCCGGGAAUGAGUGUGACACGGCCCUUGUGCAUGGUGGGGUGCGACCCCACGAGCGCAGUCAACCAGCGUGUCAAGAGGAGGAGGAGGGUUCAUGUCGAUGACGGCAGUACUGCUGCUGCCGCGGGAGUUCCGGCAGCGGGAGAUGAUCAGAAGAAGCGUCAUGAGGUCGAUGGGGUUACCGCCGGGACUACGACCAUCAAGAGGAGCUCCCAGUACCGGGGCGUAAGCAGACAUAGGUGGACAGGGAGGUACGAGGCUCAUUUGUGGGACAAAGGGUGUUGGAAUCCAACACAGAGGAAGAAGGGAAAACAAGUAUAUCUUGGCGCUUAUGAUGAAGAAGAAUCUGCAGCGAGAGCUUAUGAUUUGGCAGCACUCAAGUACUGGGGAAGCUCAACCUUCACUAAUUUCCCUAUAUCGGAUUACGAGACGGAAAUCGAGGCUAUGAAAACUGUGACCAGAGAGGAGUAUUUGGCUUCGCUACGAAGACGGAGCAGCGGUUUCUCAAGAGGUGUGUCAAAGUACAGAGGAGUUGCAAGGCACCAUCACAAUGGGAGAUGGGAAGCGAGGAUCGGCAGGGUGUUCGGAAACAAAUAUCUCUAUCUGGGAACUUACGGUACACAAGAGGAGGCUGCUCGUGCGUACGAUAUCGCCGCGAUCGAGUACAGAGGGAUCAACGCAGUGACCAACUUUGAUUUGAGCUCCUACAUAAGAUGGCUGAAACCGGGACCAAACAAUUCUCAUGCUUCCCAGAAGCUUGAGUUAACCUUGCACUCUGAACCUGCUGCACCGACCUCCUCGAACCACGUCCACGGGGAAGAAGAAUCCAAGCCGUCCAUCUUCUUGCGCUCCGACUCUUUCGUGUUCGAUGAUCUCGCCGCCCCGAUGAAACAAGAUGCAAGCACGAGCGCGGUUUGCAUCUCCACCAAGUCAACUCCUCCGACUGCGCUAGGAUUGCUGCUCAAGUCUUCGAUCUUCAGAGAGCUGGUCGAGAAGAAUCCGCGUUCACUCGAUGAAGAAAAGGAGGAGGACCCUACAAAGGAUUUCACGCAGUCGAGCGGGAGGGACAAUUUCAGAGGAGGCUUUGGCAAUGAGAAUGGAGGUUUCCCUUUCAUGUUUACAGCAAUGGGAGAGAGUGAGAGCUUGCCUGAUUUGGAAUCGAGGGAAAGUAAGAUGCACGUGGGCAUUAGAACAGAGCCAUGGAAUUGGCAUUGAAGUAACGUCUGUCUUCUUCCAAGCACAAGCUAACCGCUGUGCGCUAGUUGAAGCAAUUGACUAGAAGCACAAGCUCAUGCUUCUCUCUCUCUCUCUCUCU
This is a messenger RNA of Rhodamnia argentea, 1757 nucleotides long. Its product is annotated as AP2-like ethylene-responsive transcription factor At1g79700. Bases 404 to 1657 code for a protein of 417 amino acids. The record is from RefSeq and is a predicted model, not a curated record. Gene Ontology annotation, biological process: regulation of DNA-templated transcription. Lineage: Eukaryota; Viridiplantae; Streptophyta; Magnoliopsida; Myrtales; Myrtaceae. The transcript has 7 exons. Gene Ontology annotation, molecular function: DNA-binding transcription factor activity; DNA binding.